UGUGCUGUUUAUUUUAAGGCUUCACCAGCAGUAGGGGGCGGUAAUAUUAUGGUCUAGAUACAAUGAAGAGGAUCCCGUGAUCAAUAUUUACGGAAGUGAUGCCUCCUGAACUCAGUCUGUCAUUUCUGUUGUUAAUUCCUUAAGAUACGUGGGGUAACGUUAUCACUCACCACCAAGAUAGCAGUGUUUGCUUAGCUAGCUCACUUAACGUUAGCUUCAAAGGAACGUAUGCUUACCUGUUAGCUAGUAAAUGGUAGCAGGAGUAACUGACGUUAGCUAACAUCGCUAACUAGCUUGAAAAUCGCAGAGGCAACAACUACCCGGCAUUUCAGUUGCUUUCCUGUUGGACAUGGUUGUCUUGUUAGUCCGAGUGUGUUUGGUCAUGUGAAGUCUUUGCAGACUGUUAGUUAUAAAUUAGAUAUUUGGGGUUAUCUCGCGGCCGUUUCUGGAAACGUUGACGAAAGCUAGCUAAGCGCUAGCUUGCUAGCCAGACGUUAGCACCAUGGGAGCCGAACAGAGUGGAGAUGCUGAGCACAAACACUCCGAUUACAGCUCAUCGGUGGUGCCCUCCCCAGCAAAGCAGAAAGCAAAGAUGGAUGAUAUCGUCGUCGUGGCUCAGGGGACCCAGUCAAUGAGAAAUAUCCACAACGACCCAGAUGUCAUCAAGCUUCAGGAGAUACCAACCUUUCAGCCACUUUUAAAAGGCAACUUUUUAAGUCUUCCACCUGCUGACAUGAAUUAUAGUGUCAUCUUUCAGACCGACAGUUCAUUAGGAGUGCUGAGUGGCCAGACGUCACCCAGCAGCGUGUGUCUGGAAAGGCUGGAUACUGCGCAGGUUAUGCAACUCUGCAUUCGCUACCAGGACCACCUACAUCAGUGUGCCGAGGCCGUGGCCUUCGACCAGAACGCCCUGGUCAAGAGGAUCAAAGAGAUGGACUUGUCAGUGGAAACCUUGUUCAGCAUAAUGCAGGAGCGCCAGAAACGCUACGCCAAGUACGCCGAGCAGAUCCAGAAGGUAAACGAGAUGUCCAUGAUCCUGAGACGCAUCCAGAUGGGCAUUGACCAGACGGUGCCGCUGAUGGAGCGCCUCAACAACAUGCUGCCUGAGAGCGAGCGCCUGGAGCCCUUCAGCAUGAGGCCUGAUGGGGAUUCUGCCACAAAGUAGCCUCCUUAAAGCCAACACAGCGGUUUCUUACCUGAGUCUUCAUCCAAUCCUGUGGCCAGGAAGAAGUGCAGGUCUGUCCAGCUGUAGGGAUUACCCAUUACAUUUUUUUGUUAUCAUAGUAGAGGUAGAACUUAGGUGUAAAUGUGUUAGACUGCUAUAGUCAGCUCUCCAGGUCAUUUCAAUUUAUUCUUUUACUUAAUGCAGGACGUUUUGCUGAGCACACAUGCUCCCAAUCAGCAACAUCAUACUUACUAUAACACUUUUACUCAGCACACACACGUUCAUACCUGAGUUUAACCACAACCUUCUGCUACUGGCCACUGUGGAGCUCUACUGGAGCAAUUUAUGAAGUGCUGCGAUCAAAUGCAGAGGGCCUUGACAUUAUUUCUUAUCCCCUCCUUGCAGGGAAUCAAGCUGGUAAUCUUCCAGGCACACACUUUUUUAGUAAUCUAAAGGCAGGGGAGGAACACUUUUAAAUGAGUCAGAACUAACUCCAUAUGCUCAAAAACUUGUAGACGUGUUGCAGGUUUUAGAGACUCAAAUCAGUGUGAGUGACAUUAAAGUAUUUCAAAAUGUUUCCUGCUGCUUUGGAGAUUUGCACAAACCUCCCAAAAGAUCUGGUCAGGAACUUGCAGAGGAUUGAUUUUAGAUCAUGCACUUAACAUUACAAAUAUUUGUUGUUUGUGAUCCUGAUCUUCUUAUCGCUUUCACGCCAUAUGUCUGGCUCACUGUUUGGAAAUCCCUUCCACGAACUGCUUGCAUGCAGAUUGACUGCUUUUAAUUUUCUGAACAAUAUCGUUGCAUCAUUUUGGAAUAUUAUGAUGAAGAGACUCAUGGAGAGAGCCAAAACGGAUUAUUGCCAUUGGAUUACACAAGGAGCAUGGAUGUACUGCACAUUGGAAGGAAAAUGAGAAACCUCUUCUUGGACAGAGGGUAGUUUAAAUAUUCUCAUGAACAGUUUUGUGAUAAGAAAACUUGACUUUAAUUUAUUUGGAGACUUGCUAUUUUGCUGUUUUCAUGGAAAACAGUGAAGAAAAUGACAAAGGACCGAACAGAGACCCUGACACUUUAGGUUUUUCAGCAGAUUGGUACAGAAGAUCGAUACAGAGAUGGACAGAAACCAUUCUAGCAAGUUACCCAUCGCAGAGUUUCCUGCAGUGCAAUUUCAGCAUUAACUUUGCAUGUUUGUUAGCUCUGUUAUCACACAUGCCAAAGAUUCCCAAAUCCUUAAAGAUGUAAGUGGCACUUUAGAGUCUGUCAUAUCUUUGGUCUCUUUGAGGAAAGUGAUCAAGUUAACGUUUCUGCUUUAUCUGUUAAAUAUUUGUUUCUGUAUCAUACAUUUUGCUUGUCAGGCUUAAAGCACAUUUUCUCUCUUACCUCUAGAGGUAUCUGUCGAUGUAGAUAGUUUUUUUUUUUCCAUUUGUCCAGGUAUUUUCCAAGAGGUGACUGACAUCUUAUUUCGGGUGCACAGAGCAAUAAAGAUAAAGACAUUAAUCAACAUAUUUGGAGAAAAAGUGUUUGUGUUACUUGGGAUAAUCCAAAAAACACAUGGCCAACAGUUUUAAUAUAUACAAAUUUUUAGGUAGAAAAGUAACCAGGACAUUGUUUCUGAAAGACAAACAAAAUGUCAUUCACAUUUGUUGUAUUUGGUGGCAGAAAUCUAAAAACCUGGCCAAAUAAAAUCAAAACUAUUUGCAUGGCUAAAUACCACUGAAGCUAAAUGAGAUUUUUUUCCCCCUAAUUUGGGUGAACACACUUAACUUAAACUACAUUAUCAUUGGUCAGUUUGUGUGGAAAUAUAAAAUAAGAC
This is a messenger RNA of Sander lucioperca (pikeperch), 2975 nucleotides long. It is a transcript of the gene borcs5, whose product is annotated as BLOC-1 related complex subunit 5. Bases 503 to 1165 code for a protein of 220 amino acids. Lineage: Eukaryota; Metazoa; Chordata; Actinopteri; Perciformes; Percidae. The record is from RefSeq and is a predicted model, not a curated record. Gene Ontology annotation, biological process: lysosome localization; organelle transport along microtubule; positive regulation of anterograde synaptic vesicle transport. The transcript has 4 exons. Gene Ontology annotation, cellular component: BORC complex; synaptic vesicle membrane; cytoplasmic side of lysosomal membrane.